AUGUUACCCGAGUUUGAAAGUUUGCCAGUUUAUAAAAGUGAAAAUCGCUCAGGGACUAAGGAGAGAAGUAAAUGUAAUGAGAAGAAUUUGUCAGCACAAAGCAUUGCGGCGAGGCAAAGGAGAAAGAAGAUAACUGAGAAGACACAGGAGCUUGGGAAGUUGAUUCCUGGAGGACAAAAGAUGAACACUGCUGAUAUGUUUCAAGCUGCGUAUAAGUAUAUUAACUUCUUGCAAACCCAAGUUGGUAUUCUUCAAGUCAUGGGUUCAUAUCAGAAAGCUUUGAGGAGGGAUAUAGCUGGUGCUGAUGAGGCACGAAGUAGUCCGAGUUCACGUAAAGUUCGGAGAAUGACCGCACCCCAAGGAGGCGUGAACAGCCUACCCUGA
This is a messenger RNA of Nicotiana attenuata, 384 nucleotides long. Its product is annotated as transcription factor bHLH52-like. Gene Ontology annotation, molecular function: protein dimerization activity; DNA-binding transcription factor activity. Bases 1 to 384 code for a protein of 127 amino acids. The transcript has 2 exons. Gene Ontology annotation, biological process: regulation of DNA-templated transcription. The record is from RefSeq and is a predicted model, not a curated record. NCBI's taxonomy places the organism in Eukaryota, Viridiplantae, Streptophyta, Magnoliopsida, Solanales, Solanaceae.